Lithohypha guttulata is the source of this 1356-nucleotide messenger RNA. RefSeq names its product NAD-dependent histone deacetylase sir2 (gene SIR2). Gene Ontology annotation, molecular function: histone H4K16 deacetylase activity, NAD-dependent; NAD+ binding. Gene Ontology annotation, cellular component: nucleus. The coding region runs from base 1 to 1356 and encodes 451 amino acids. The transcript has 2 exons. NCBI's taxonomy places the organism in Eukaryota, Fungi, Ascomycota, Eurotiomycetes, Chaetothyriales, Trichomeriaceae. The record is from RefSeq and is a predicted model, not a curated record.
AUGCCUAAAUCUAAGGAGAAGACGAGGAAGCGACUAUCACAGUAUCACACCUUUGACCAUGCUGUGGAGCUAUUGAAGAACGCCAAGAACAUUGUUGUCCUUACAGGAGCAGGCAUUUCGACAUCACUCGACAUACCUGAUUUUCGUUCAGCAGGUGGAUUUUAUAAGGAGUUCUUCUCUCUCGACUUCUUCAAAGCACAGUCAGAAUCGUUUUGGGAUAAUGUCAAACCACUUCUGCCACAAUACGUCCAGGCCAAAGACGGCACCUACCAGUAUGUUGCUGGUAAAUAUUCUGACAAGAACUCCUCAGUUCCGAGAUUCAGUAAAACUCACGCCUUUCUAAGCCUCCUACACUCGAACGACAAGCUCCUCACGAAUUACACGCAGAAUAUCGACAACCUCGAGUUUGCUGCUGGUGUGCGAGCUGAUAAGAUCGUGAAGUGCCAUGGCUCCUGGGAUACCGCAACGUGUCUAAGCUGUAGAAAGACGAUUUCUGCAAGAAAAUACCUGCCCAUUGUGUGGGAAAGUGGCUAUCCGAGGUGCAGCUGUGCAGGCAAAGACAUACCUAAAAAGAAGAUUCCCAAGACCAAGCCAAAGAAGAGAAAGAGGGCAAUCUACGAAGGCGACUCCGAUCACGAUUCUGAUGACGGCACAACUAUGCCUAGGGGACUCUUCAAACCCGAUAUCACCUUCUUCGGAGAAGGGUUGCCGCAGUAUUAUGUACCACGACUGGAACAAGACAAAGUCAAUGCCGAUCUGGUUCUUGUGAUGGGUACAUCUUUGAAAGUUCGACCUGUUCGAACUAUGGUGGUAGACUUCCCUCCUCACAUUCCGCAGCUGUGGAUCAAUAAAACUCGCUUCAAUGGUUAUGAAUCCGACAUGCCGGGCGUCUCGUUCGACAUUGAGCUUAUAGGCGAAUGUGAUGUUGUGGUUGAAGAAUUAUGCAAACGAGCUGGAUUGCCCCUGCACAAAUUUACAUGGAUUGGUGAUCGAGAAGGCGAAAACAAGACGAGUGCUACCAGAAUACGAGACACAACACCUACGGAGCAUUCUCGCCUUGCUGAAGUUACUUACAACAAGGAUGAAAGCGAUGUCCUGACAAAGCUUACUGUUCGCGAUAAAGCAGAUGACUAUCCUGCUGUCACUUCAGUAUCAGGACCGCUGCUCGCAGUGUCACGUGCAGAAGCAGGUAGUGUGAGUGCUUCUUCAAGUGCCAGCAGUACCAAGCUUUCUAGUAUUUUCGACCAACCAGAACGGCCAGAUAUACGUAUCGAAGCCGAUCUAGACGCUGCAUGGCGUUGGAGAUUCACCAAGAAGAGGACUUUGUCGACGAACUCGAGUGUAACUGGACUCUGA